Messenger RNA from Phoenix dactylifera (date palm), 2870 nucleotides. RefSeq names its product cation/H(+) antiporter 15-like. Gene Ontology annotation, biological process: proton transmembrane transport; regulation of pH. Gene Ontology annotation, molecular function: antiporter activity. The record is from RefSeq and is a predicted model, not a curated record. Gene Ontology annotation, cellular component: membrane; endomembrane system. NCBI's taxonomy places the organism in Eukaryota, Viridiplantae, Streptophyta, Magnoliopsida, Arecales, Arecaceae.
CGCCCAAAUUGUUGGCCGCUGUCGCCGCUCUUUCUACCUCCUCCUCCUCCUCCCCCUCCUCCUCUUCCACCUCCUCUUGGGCUAGCUCAAGAGUAGGACUUUAAAGCACAAGAGGGCGAGGAGGAGGGAGGCGGUGGUGGCGGCGGCCAUCGAGGGGGGGAUAGGAUGGAGACAAUUCCACCGGAGAUGGGAGAUAUUCAGCUGGAGAUUCCAACUUACCAAGGGAUGUACUACCCCGUGCAAAGCAUGUAUAACGCUUACGUCUGCGAUGUCAAAAGACCCAUUAAGAUCUACUCUGAUGGCAUAUGGUUCAAUGACAAUGCUCUCUACUACGCCCUUCCCGUCCUCCUGCUCCAGCUUACUCUCAUCACCUUCGUCUCCCGUGUCCUCUACUUCUUCCUUCGCCCCCUCAAGCAGCCCCGCAUCGUCUCCGAUGUCCUCGCGGGAGUACUUUUAGGACCUCUUGGGUUGUCACGCAACCAAGACCUCAUGGCACGGUUGUUCCCCUACAAGUCCAUCUCUGUGCUGCGUGUCUUGGCCUACCACGGCAUCAUAUUCAAGCUCUUCUCCAUGACUGUCAAGACGGACCCGGCCAUCAUAAUGCGGUCGGGGAAGAAGGCCGUGAUGCUAGGCCUAGUCAGCCUCCUUGUGCCCUUCGGCAUCAUGGUCGGCCUCGGCUACUUCCUGAUCUACACGGGCGACCUCCACCCCGACGUCGCCCCCGACCCCUCCAUCAUCAUCAUGGCCCUCCUCAUCAGCUCCAGCUCCUUCCUUGUCGUCUCCGAGAUCCUCGAGGAGAUCGGCCUCGUCAACACCGAGCUUGGCCGCCUCGCCAUGUCGUCGUCCUUGAUCAACAACGCCGCUGGCUUGUUCGCCAUCACCCUCUACAGCUCCAUCAACAGGGAGAAGCCGCUGCAAUCCAUCAAGUCCCUGGGCUUGUUGGCUGCCAUCAUCCUCUUCGCCCUCUUCAUCUUCCGCCCAUCGAUGCGGUGGGUCGUGCAGCGGACCCCAAAGAGCGGGUCGAUCCGCGGAGGCACCAUGGUGGUCAUCAUGAUCGUCGUCUCCAUCGCCGGAAUCAUCAGCGACAUCAGUGGCGCCGCCUUCUUCUUCGGUCCCCUUCUUCUGGGGCUCGCCGUCCCCGACGGUCCACCGCUCGGGGCCGCCCUCGUCGAGCAGAUAGACACCGUGGUGACGGAGGUGCUGAUGCCCCUGGUCUACCUAAGUUGUGGCUUGGUCGUCGAAUUCUCGGAGGUCAACGACGGGACUACUCAACUCCCCGUCGUUCGAUCGACCCUGUGGACGGUUGUCAUCUUAGCGAUCGGCAUCCUCGCUAAGCUCACGGUUACCAUUAUUCCAGCCAUCUACCACAAGAUAUCCUUCCGCAAUGCCUUGAUGUUAACCUUCAUGUUGAACUUUAGAGGCAUGGUGGAGAUCGUCUAUCUACUCUACUACCGGCUAGAUUUACCAAAUAUGGGCGUGUACUCCGUGCUGUUGUUGGUGUCGAUCGGAGUAACGGCGAUCAUCGUGCCGCUGGUGAAGACGUACUACGAUCCCCUGGAAGUGAAUUACACGGUGGGGCAGCGGACGAUCCAGCACCUGAAGCCCCACAUGGAGCUGCGGGUGGUGGCUUGCGUGCAGGACGAGAGCCCCGUGCCGACCCUCGUCAGCUUGCUGGAGGCGUCGUGCGCGGAGCGGGGGAACCCGCUCUGCGUGUACGUGCUGCAUCUGGUGGAGCAGGUGGGUCGGGCGUCGUCCAGCUUCAUCGCACACAAGAACAAGAAGGGCUUCAUCAACCCGACUCACAUGGAUCGCCUCCUCAACGCCUUCGUCAACUUCGAGCAGUCCAAGAAGGGGCAAGUGCCCAUGCAGCCUUUCACUGCCAUUGCCCCCUACAAGACCAUGCACCAGGACAUCUGCUCCCUCGCCAUGGGGAAGAAUGCUGCCUUCAUCAUCGUGCCCUUCAUGAGAGAUGCCGGAGAGAAUGGCGAGGCUGACCGAGCCUAUCGAACCAUCAUCCCCAAUGUCCUUUCCCAGGCUUCCUGCACGGUGGGCAUCCUGAUUCUUAAAGGCGAGACGGUGCUCCCGAACCCGACCAACUCCCAGCUGCACAUCGGCGUCCUCUUCUGGGGAGGCCCCGACGACCGCGAGGCGCUCUCGUACGCCGCCUGCCUGGCCCGCCACCCGAGCGUCCACCUCACCGUCACCCGCUUCGAGGCGGCAAUGGACGAGAACACCGACGCCAGGGAGCUGGCGUGGGACGACGAGGUGGUCGAAGAGCUCAAGCACGAGCAGGCCCACAACGAGAACGUGGUGAUCCAGGAGGUGGUCAUCAAGGACAUGGAGAAGACUAUUGCCCGGAUCAAGUCCAUCGACAACCAGUACGACCUCAUCAUCGUCGGCCGCAGCCAGAGCUCCACCUGCCUCUUGGACCAGGGGCUGGCGGAGUGGAGUGAGUUCCCGGAGCUGGGACUGGUCGGGGACAUGCUCUGCUCCUCCGACUUUGACGGCUCCUUCUCUAUCCUCGUCGUGCACCAGCAUCGGAAUGCUUGAAACCAAGGGCGUACGUUCACUGACUGGUUUCGAUUUGAAGGAAAACGAAGGGAUUGAAGACCUCCGUGAACAGUCCAGCUGAGUGUCAGUACACUUCACUUUGAUGGGGGUAGUUUUGAUAGUCAUGCAUGCACAUCAUCUUGGAGAUGUGUCUCAUCGUAUGAUCCAUCUAUAAUGCACAGAGAAGGAAAUUAUAGUCGAUCGUGUCUUCCAUGUGUAAUAUUCCUCGUAUAUAUUCUUGAUACACAUGAUCAUGAUCUACGAUGGUCUCCAUUAAUUUCUUUCUUUGAGUUCAUGCUAAUUAAUGCUUGUUAGAUACA